AUGAGUGUUAUUCUCGUUGUAACCAGCAUCUGUGUGGCCGUCACCAUGGCAGCCUAUCUGUCUCACACCCCAGUGCCCCCUAACAGGUCAGCAGCGGCUAGUCUGGGUCUGUGUUCACCUCGGGAUAGAGCGUCCGAGCGGCUGUUUCUCAUGAGCAAGGAUGUAAGGAUCCCGCCCGCCCGCGCCUCGCUUAACCUCAGCGGCGUUCACCUGAAGGUGGCACUGUGGUCGUGUAGUAACAACACCGAGAUCACUCUGGGAUCGCGAGUUCUCCAAGAGCUGUCUACGUUCAUGUACUUCACUUACACCGUCACGGCACGCUGCUACGGCUUCAACGGCAUAGUCGCCGGGAUGGCCGCGGGAGAGAUAGACAUGGCAGCGUAUCUGCGAAUUACGGAGCAACGUCAGAGAUUCGUCAGCUUUCUGCAUCCACUCGCCGAGUCCCGUUACAGCUUCGUGAUCCGGGCCGAGAGGGUGCGAGAGGUGGCGCCACUAACGAUACUCGCUCCUUUCCACUAUAGCACGUGGCUGUUCGUGUUUGGUUACUUGCUUGCUUGUGUAGCGACGUUAACGCUGUACGAGGUGUGGAGAACCCCGGGUCAAGGGAGAAAGCCCGGGAGAGCAGAGAGGAGCUGGAUGGAGGCGAGCGGCAGGUACGUGAUGUUCAAGCUGGGAUCCGUGCUGCAGCAGGGCGGCACGUAUAACGCUGUCGACAUGCCGUCACGGAUGCUGGUCGGAUGGUGGUGGCUGUUUGCUUUGGUCAUUACAGCGACCUACUCUGCCACGCUGGUCAGCCAUCAUUCGAUAAAAACCAUCAACCCUUUUCCGUUUACUUCACUGCAAGAGGCCACCACCAGUCCCCUGGCACCGCUCGUCUAUCGCGGCCAAUCGGAAGAACAGCUUCUUUCCACUAGUGACCCCGAAUCUGACCUUGGCCGCUUGUGGCGCCGCUUAGUUGACGACGGAGGAUUCGUCGAUUUAGAAGAGGAGGCGUACGAGCGCGUGUUGUCCGGUGGUUACAGCUUAAUCAAGGACGAGGCCAUCUCCAUCCAGUUUUUCGCCAGAGAUUACAAGCAGCACGGCUACUGCCGCUAUACCCUGGCUCCCGUCUACUUCUACCCCGGAUACCGAGGCCUCGCCGUGCCCAAGCACUUUCCUUACACGAAGCAGCUUAACUACGGCAUUCAGACGUUGUACGAGCGAGGAUUCAUCAAGGAAUGGAGCAGGAACGCGUUGCCAGAGGGCGCUCACCACUGCCUCCACUUUCCCCCGCCCGCCGUCGCCGCCGGCACGCUUGCCCUCCGUCAGCUGCAGCCCGCUUUCAUAAUGUUAGCCACAGGCUUAGGUGUCGCCACCGUCUGUUUCCUGCUGGAGGUUGCUGCCCGCUUCGCUGCGCCACGGAACGCGAUCUGCGCCACAGGUGACGCCAGUAGCGCAAAUGUGAGCAGUGUAGGUGGCGCCACCGAGACUCGCAUCCCGCUCUCGAGCUUUCGUAGCUGCUCCGGCUGCAACAGACACUAA
Messenger RNA from Priapulus caudatus, 1521 nucleotides. Its product is annotated as glutamate receptor ionotropic, kainate 4-like. Lineage: Eukaryota; Metazoa; Priapulida; Priapulimorpha; Priapulimorphida; Priapulidae. The transcript has a single exon. Gene Ontology annotation, molecular function: ligand-gated monoatomic ion channel activity. The record is from RefSeq and is a predicted model, not a curated record. Gene Ontology annotation, cellular component: membrane. Bases 1 to 1521 code for a protein of 506 amino acids.